UGGCGGGCGGGACAGAGGAGGGGCUUGCAGGUGAGCCGGUAGGCCGGGGGUUGCGGGCAUGGCAGAGGCCAGGAAGCGGCGGGAACUGCUUCCCCUGAUCUAUCAGCAUCUCCUGCACGCGGGCUACGUGCGCGCGGCGCGGGAAGUGAAGGAGCAGAGCGGCCAGAAAAGUUUCCUGGCUCAGCCUUUCACCCUUUUGGACAUCUAUACCCACUGGCAGCAAACCUCAGAAAUUGGCCAGAAGCGGAAGGCAGAAGACGAUGCAGCUCUGCAAGCCAAGAAGACCCGAGUGUCAGAUCCCAUCAGCAGCUCCGAGAGCUCCGAAGAGGAGGAGGAGGAGGAGGAAGAAGCGGAAGCCAAAGCUGCCAAAACUACCCCAAGACCAGCAUCUACCAACUCCUCAGCUAUGGGGAUGGUUUUGCCAUCAAGCAUGAAAGAAAAGGCCAAGGCAAAGACCAGGAACACCAGCAAGACGGUGAACUCUGUGCCACACCUUGCCUCAGGGAAGGCAGUAGUCCACCUCCUUUCUGGGAAGUCACCUAAGAAGUCAGCAGAGCUCUCCGGAAGUACUGUCUUGGUCUCGGAAACUGAGGAGGAAGGCAGCAUCCAGGCUCUUGAAGCUGCUGCCAAGCCUGGGACAGUGUCAGCAGGCCAGGCCGACAACUCCAACAAGGACACCUCCAGCUCCAGCGAUGAAACAGAUGUGGAGGUAAAGUCCUCAGUAGAAACGUCCCAAGUCAGGCCCUCACUUACCCUUGCGAAGGAGUCUUCAGCAAGUAAGGCAGCCCCAAGCCCUGGGAAAGUGGGGGGGGUGGCACGCCAGGCCAGAGGAGGUGCCCUCACCCCAGCUGGGAGUGCCGUGAAACCAGAGGAGGAGCCCCCCACAGGGGCACCCAGCCAAGUAAAGGCAUCUGAGAAAAUCCUUCAGGUUAGACUUGCCCCAGCCUCUGCCAAGGGGACCCCUGGCAAACAGGCCACAUGUGCACUCCCUGGGAAAGGAGGGCCCUUAGCCACACAAGCCAAGGCAAGGAGGCCAGAGCAGGACUCAGAGAGCAGCAGUGAGGGAGAGUCUGACAGUGAGGUGGAGACACCACCUGUCAUGACUGCACUUCAGGCAAAGCUCUCCGGAAAGACCCUGCAGGUCAGAGCUGCCUCAGCCCCUGCCAAAGAGUCCCCCAGGAAGGGACACCCUCCAGCAACCCCUGGGAAAACAGGACCUGCAGCCACCCAGGCCCAGGUGGGGAAGCAGGAGGAGGACUCGGACAGCAGCAGUGAGGAGUCAGACAGUGACGGGGAGACACCAGCAGCCCAGACCCUAACCACAAACCCCUCUCAGGUCCUUUCCCUGCAGAAGAACAUUAACUCAAAAACUGUCGGAAGCAAUACCCUGACCCCAGCUCCCCGGGAGAAGAGCCCAGAGGGGUCCUCGGAGAGCAGUGAAGAGGAGCUGCCCUCCAGCCAGGUGAUUAAAACCCCUCUGAUUUUUGUCGACCCUAAUCGUAGUCCAGCUGGCCCAGCUGCGACCCCCACACAAGCCCAGGCUGCAAGUCCCCCAAGGAAGGCCCGGGCCUCCAGCAGCACUGCCGGGAGCUCCUCUGAGGGCGAGGACGAGGAUGUGAUCCCCGCCACACAGUCCUCCACGCUUGCUGUUAGAAAAGAGGUGGUGACUGUGCCCACUGCCUCCCCAAGGAUGGCCCCCAGAGCCAGCAGCAGCCUGGAGUCCAGUCGGGUAUCACCAGGCCAGAAACAGGAGGCAGCAGCCCCUCAGGUGACAAAGAGGAAUCUGGCUUCCCUCCCACUGACUCAGGCUGCCCUGAAGGUCCUUGCCCAGAAAGCUAGUGAGGGCCAGCCUUCAAGUGAGGCUGGCAGCGAUGCAGGAACACUGCCUGUGACAUGUCCCCAGAGCAACCCUGUCCAGGCCAGAGUGACCAAUAAGCUCAGAAAACCCAAGCCAUCUGAAGGCCAGCAGACCACAGUCACCACCUCGGGCCACCUCAAAGCCACAGCCCCAGGAAGCUCAGACAACAGUGACGACAGCAGUGACAACUCUUCGGGGAGUGAGGAGGAUGCUGAGGAACCUCUGAUGACCAAGUCAGCCCCUGGGCUGGCAGGUCCAUCCCCCUCCAAGAGGGAGACCUUGGUGGAGGAGACCACAGCAGAGUCCAGCGAGGAUGAGGUGGUGGUGCCCUCCCAGUCUCUCCUCUCAGGUUUUGUGACCCCUGGGCUGACCAUGGCCAAUAACCGGGCUUCAAAAGCCACUGCCAGGCAGAACUUGCAUCCCUCACUUUCCUCUCCUCCACCCACUAAAGAUGACCCAGCUGGCAAGCAGGCAGCCGAGUCCCAACACAUAGCAGGUGCUGUGUCCCCUAAGCCAGGGAGAAAAGAGGCUGCCUCAGGCCCCACACCUCAGAAGCCCCGGAAGCCCAAGAAGGGGCCCCUGAGCACCUCAGCCUCCCUGCAGACGCUGCAAAGUAACAUCACUCAGCAUCUCCAGGGCCAACCCUGGCCCCUGAACGAGGCACAGGUGCAGGCCUCGGUGGUAAAGGUCCUGACUGAGCUGUUAGAGCAGGAGAGGAAGAAGGCUGAAGACACCGCCAGGGAGAGCAGCAGGAAGGGCCGGAAGCGGAAGCUGUCAGGGGACCAGGUGGCCUCCAGGGCCCCCAAGGGCAAGAAGAAGAAGCAGCUGGCAGCCGGGGAAGGCAGGGAGGAUGCUGCUUCCUCAGAAAAGGCCCCAAGGACUUCCAAGGGGAAAUCAAAGAGAGACAAAGCAAGUGGUGAUCUCAAGGAGGAGAAGGGAUCUGGCUCCGGAGGGUCCAAGGACAAGCCAGAUGGGGAGCUUCUGAAGGUAGAGAGUGGAAAUCAGAAUGACUCAAAGAGCAAGAAAGAGAAGAAGAAAUCAAAUAAGAAGUGGAGAGAGCUGAGGACCGGCACCAGGAGCCCAGGGGCCCUGACCAGUGGGCCUUCAGACACUGACCCCAGCAUAGGACUGACAUCUGUUGUUCAGGAAGCUUACUUUCUUCCCUCAGAAAAAAAAGACAAGGAAAAAAAGGAAAAGAAGAAAGGAAAAAAGCCUUCAGCCAAAGACUCUGAUUCACCAUUCCAGAAGAAAAAGAAGAAAAAGAAGAAGACGGCAGAGCAGACGGUGUGAGAGGCCCAGGCAUCGGGUGCAGGAACUUCUUAGUGGAGUGGCAACCAUCCCAGGCCUUUGCCCUCUGCCUACCGCGCGUUGGGACUGAAUUUGAACUUCCCCUCCCUCCACAGAAGAUAACAGCCACCUGCAGGGUCCUGGUGCUGGCCAGGCCAGUGGGCCUGUGGGGAGGCUGGUCCGAGGAGGCAGUGGGCUCUGCUCCUGGGACCUCACCCCCACCUUCCCCAAGACAGGGUGCCUCGUAUAGAUGUGUACAGUAUAUAUUUUUUAAGUGACUUGCCCCUCCUUCCCAUCCAACAUGCCUCAGGGCCUCAGACCUCCCUCUGCUGUGCUCUACAGAUGCAGCUGUCAUGUGCCACACGGCCUCUGGCUUAUCCUGAGGCUUUGUCCUCUUUAAGAACUUAAAAAUAAAAGAGUUAAAGGAAAGGUGCAAGCUCCAGUGCAUCUGGGGCAAGUGCUGUGCAAUGAGCUGCAUGAAGAGGACAGUUGGUCUGCACCUAGCAGUGAGCAAGCAGUGCCCCAGCCUCCUGUUUGGUGUGCUGAGCUUGGGCACUGUGUGAGGAAGGGCGUCAGAGAAGGUGCUGGGGGCUGACUGGGUGGGACAGGCUUCCUGAGGAGGUGGCAGCUAAGCCUAAGGGAACCAAAGGGUGCUCCUGGGAGGUUUCUGGAAGCUGGAGUGGGGCACAGAUACCAAGAGGUGAGAAAUGGGAGGGGCUUAGGAACCAUCUUCAAGAGGUAUCUCGUGACAAGGACAAGCUCUCUUGGGGUAUGUGGAGAACACAGUACAAGAGAUGGAAGAGCCAGGACAUGGCUAGAAGGCUCAUUUCCAGGCCGAGCAGUGUGGAGCACUAGCAGGCAUGGCAAUUUCCUCUGACACUCAUAGUCUCCUAGAGACGGCCACAGGCCAUGCAGAAAGAGAACAUGGGGCUGUGGCACUCAGGGCCUUGGGCCACUCCCACCCCUCCUAAGUAUGUUGGUCUAGAUAGAGGCAGCAGAGAAGUGACCUCAUUGGACUGUGUUGACCCACAAAAGUUUUUAAACUUCAAAAGUGGAGCAAUUUUACCAACAUUCUUGAUUUCUUGGUCCUCUUGAACUUGAGUCAACAAACCUAGUGGGGGUGGGGGGAGGGGGUUGCAACCUUUCUUGACAACUGGCUGGAGCUGAGGAGUGGGUUGCAGGUCCAGCAUAGUGCCCAUUUCUCCGCAGCCCCCACUUCCUGUCCAUUCUUGACACCAAAGCCCUGUGUCUAUUCCCAUCUGUCAUCACACUUACGCUGUUCUUAGUAUAGAAAUGGAAUUGGGGACAUGGGAAAAUGGAAGCUGGACUAAGAUGAGCUUAUGCUUAAAAAAUUAUAGACAGUCUAUUUCUUUUUGGAAGUAAAGAAUAUUUGAGUGUGUGAA
Messenger RNA from Heterocephalus glaber (naked mole-rat), 4548 nucleotides. NCBI's taxonomy places the organism in Eukaryota, Metazoa, Chordata, Mammalia, Rodentia, Bathyergidae. The record is from RefSeq and is a predicted model, not a curated record.